This is a messenger RNA of Dichomitus squalens LYAD-421 SS1, 1678 nucleotides long. RefSeq lists its product as uncharacterized. The transcript has a single exon. Lineage: Eukaryota; Fungi; Basidiomycota; Agaricomycetes; Polyporales; Polyporaceae. The record is from RefSeq and is a predicted model, not a curated record. The coding region runs from base 213 to 1043 and encodes 276 amino acids.
CGCUACUCAGCCCUACAUAUAUACCCAUCCCAGAACAUACCCUCCUCCCCUCGUCAUCGCCUGCGGCUUCUUCCCCGCUGCUUCUCCCGACGCUGCCUCUCCUCCCUUCUUAAGCGACUCGAGCUCUCGUCCACUCCGCUCAACACCCCACCCUGCUCUGCUUUCACCGCUUACACCUCCUCGAUCCCUCACCCCAUCAACACGACAUACCAAUGACAGAGUACGACUACUCUCCAGACGCUAUGGAGCGUUACCAAGCAAAAAUGGCCGGCGUAGGCAAGUGGGCCAACGAACAAUCAUACUGGCGUACUGGCUACACCAACCCCUUCACCCCCGAGGUGUCAUCCCCAUCCUCUGCUCCCCGGCCUUCCUCUCGUCCAGAGACUUCCUCCUCCCAUCCGCGCCCACAACCCACUCGCUCGCGCACGCUCCCUGCCAACCUAGCCGUACCCGCCGCCAAGCCCGGUGGGUCGUCCGCGCACGGACACACAUCCCGUGCCUUGGCUUAUGCCCAAGCAGACCCUCACGCAGUACGCCCGUCUACGGGCACCCCUGCCCGCACCACCACCCGCCAUCGCUCUGGUUCGCAACCAGCACCAGUAGAUGUUCGGACCCCGUACCCGUACCCGGCCCCAGCGCCAGGCCAGAAAGUCGUGCAAGCCCCGCGGGGAUCACCGAUGGUCUACGCGCCCCCGGGCGCGCGCGUCAUAUACAAGGAGUACGAUUACGUGCCUGGCAAGGCCACAGUCCUGCCUCCGGCACGGCCAGGCGAGCGUUUCGUCGUCGUGCCUCCUCCCGGCGGCCGCGUAGACGUAAUGUCUGCGGACCGGCUACGCUCCUCCUCGCAUACGCGCUCGAACUCGCGCAGCAGCGGGAGCAAGUCGUCGGGGAGCAGCCCGACGAAGCGCAGCGGCGACCCCCUGUUCAAGCGCAUCCUCACCAACCUGAAGCCGAACAUCGAGUGGGGCCACGACCGGGACAGCUCACGGUCGCGAUCGAGCUCGAGACGGGAGGGAAGCAAGCUGCGUUCGGCGUCCCGGUGACGGUCGCCCGCGCCUCUCGGUUCGUGUCUGGUCUUCUCAGCAUCAUUGUUGCAUUUCCCGUUCAUCCUGCCCAUUUCCCCAUCCCUCGGCGACAUGUCUGUUGUCCACGUCCCGGCCUCCAUCCGCCCAUCUCGCUUCCAUCUCCCGUGCACCCGCUGGCUCGAUCCCACGUUCGCCCCACCAAACCCUUCGUGUGUAUGUUUUGCAUGCUUCCUCGCUUCCCCUCGUCCGUGUCCCGGUCAAUUUCCGUUUUCCCACCUCAUGCGCACAAUUACCGACAUGCGCUUCGCUUUGGCAGCCACGCGCGCACACUAGACACUCUUCUUCACCGCUUUGACAGUGAGUUACGAUUAUCGUCCCGGUUUCGUUUACCGGACCGGAUCUCGAGCAAGGACCCUCGGCUCUCUAAAGAACCCUUUGUCCUCCUCUCCAAUACACUCUUUACUUUUUAAAUGGCUAAUAUUAAUGCGCCCCUCCUCACACACUCUUAUCCUCUUCCCUCGUACACGAUCGCAGUUCCCGGUUAUGAUACAAAUAAUCGCCACUGUCCCCGGCCACUGUAUCCGAUUGUUCGUAGGUUAUCAGCUGUAGCCCUGUAGUUAGACUUGUCACGACAUCAUCACGGUUCUUUUUCU